Molecule: messenger RNA, 3885 nt
Organism: Mytilus californianus (California mussel)
Lineage: Eukaryota; Metazoa; Mollusca; Bivalvia; Mytilida; Mytilidae
Product: acetyl-coenzyme A synthetase 2-like, mitochondrial
Exons: 14
Coding region: 51-2132 (693 amino acids)
Cellular component (GO): mitochondrion
Molecular function (GO): acetyl-CoA synthetase activity; AMP binding
Source: RefSeq, a predicted model, not a curated record
AAGACAAGACCAGUUGCUUUCCCCUAGACGGUAGAUGUCCUGACCUAAAUAUGUUUUCGACACAACAGAGAACUUUUUCGUUGACGAAGGCAAGAAUAUUUGUAGCAAAACUCCAUAAGCUGUCAGAAAGAUAUGUUUCACUUAGUAGUUCCAAUCUAUUCUCUACGAAAGGAGUGACAACUACCUCGUUCCCCGAAUUUGAGAAAGAUAAUACUUUAGAUAUACACCAGAACCUGUACGACUACAGUAUUAACAGUUCAGAAACAUUCUGGGCCACACUUGCAAGGUCCAGACUGAAAUGGUCGAAGGAAUUUUCCCAGGUCAGUGAUUGCAACAUCAAUGAAGGAAAGAUAAGAUGGUUUAUGGAUGGACAACUGAAUGCUUCAGUUAAUUGUGUUGACAGACAUUUAGAAAAGAUUGGUGAUAAUGUAGCCAUAAUAUGGGAAAAAGAUGAACCUGGCACAGAAGAAUUUAUUACAUACAGACAAUUAUCAGUAAUGAUAAACAAGAUUAGCAAUGUACUGAAAAGGCAUGGAGUAGGAAAAGGUGAUCCUGUUGCAAUUUAUUUGCCCACUACUCCCAUGGCAGUAGCGGCCAUGUUAGCAUGUGCUAGAAUUGGUGCUAUUCACAAUGUGGUGUUUGCCGGUUUUAGUGCUGGAUCAUUAUCUGACAGAAUCAAAGAUGCUAAAGCAGAAACAGUUAUAACGGCAGAUGAGGCAAUCAGGGGAGGUAAGACUAUUCCAUUAAAAGCAGUAGUUGAUGAAGCAGUAAAACUUAGUGGAUGUGUGAAAAGAGUUUUUGUGUAUCGUAGGACAAGAAGAGAUGUACCCAUGACAGAUGUGGAUUUUGACCUAGAAAAGGAAAUGCAAUCAGAAUCAAGUGAAUGUAAACCAGAAGAAAUGAAUAGUGAAGAUUAUCUGUUUAUGUUGUAUACCUCUGGCUCUACUGGUAAACCGAAGGGAUUAGCUCAUUCAACAGCUGGUUAUCUACUUUAUGCUGGCAUGACACAAAAGUACGUUUUUGACUAUAAACAAGGAGAAAGAUUUGGAUGUGUUGCUGAUAUUGGAUGGAUAACAGGUCACAGUUAUGUUGUGUACGGACCUUUAUUCAAUGGUGGAACAACUGUUUUAUUUGAAAGUACACCUGUUUACCCAGAUCCUGGAAGAUAUUGGGAAAUGGUAGAACGUCUUAAACUUCAACAUAUAUAUUUAGCACCUACGGCACUACGUAUGUUGCUAAAGGAAGGAAGAUCUUGGGUCACAAAAUAUGACAGAUCAACAUUAAGAAAGUUGGGAUGUGUCGGUGAACCAUUGAAUCGUGAAGCCUUUGAUUGGUACAAUGUUGUUGUUGGUGACAAGAAAGCAGAUGUUGUUGACACAUGGUGGCAGACAGAGACUGGUGGAAUUGCUAUAUCACCUAGACCAUCAGAGGAAGGAGCUGAAAUAUUACCUGCUAUGCCAAUGAGACCAUUCUUUGGUAUCAAACCUGCCCUUGUUGAUAAAAAUGGAAUUGAACUGCAUGGAAAUAAUGUGAUGGGAGCUUUAUGUAUCAAUUCUUGUUGGCCAGGGAUGGCAAGGACUAUAUACGGGGACCAUCAGCGUUUUAUAGAUACAUAUUUUAAUCCCUUCAAAGGCUAUUACUUCAGUGGUGAUGGAGCAGUCAGAGAUAAGAAAGGUUAUUACCGAAUAACAGGAAGAAUGGAUGAUGUACUGAAUGUUAGUGGUCAUAGAUUAGGAACGGCUGAAAUUGAAGACGUAAUUGAUGAUCAUCCAGAAAUUGCAGAGUCAGCAGUUGUAGGAUUUCCUCAUGAAAUAAAGGGUGAAGGAAUCUAUGCCUACGUAGUGUUAAUGGAGGACGGUAAACAUAAUGAAGAGGAACUUGAAGAAGAACUCAGGAAAAUGGUUAAAACAAAGAUUACCGGCUUUGCUCAACCAGAUAAAAUAUUGUUCUCACCAGGACUACCAAAGACCAGAUCAGGAAAGAUAAUGAGAAGAAUUUUACGCAAAAUUGCUGCCAACAAACCUAAUGAACUUGGUGACGUUUCAACAUUAUUUGAUCCAUCAAUAGUAGAAGCAAUUGUCAAAAGACAUGGCGAAAAGUUCAUGGAAGCUGAAUAUGAACUGCCUUUCUAACAAGUUAAAGUAUUUUAUACAUGUAUUACUAGUAUACGUAAUUUUAAUUUCUGCAGAUAUAUUUCGUAAUGAGGAAUUCAUAUUCAAGGUUUUAAAUUAUUAAAAUCAAUAAGAAAGUAAUUCAACAAUAAACGUUUUGAAGAUGUUUAUAAAAAAUUUAAAUAACAAAAAAAAGUUUUGAUUUUGUUAUUCCCCUUGGACAGAUAAAAUAAGUGCAACGCGAGACAGCGGAACUCUUUUUUUUUAUGUAUUGUAAAAAAAAAUCACAAAUGUUAAGUAACUUCUUUUUUUGCUUGGAUGUCAACGAGAAUCGAAAAAUAGAUAUAAUAACUAUUAUUAUUCCCGGAGACAAGAAUGGUUUUGAAAUUGGAAAAAUAUUGUCAUAAAAACUUAAGUUUUGUUAAAAAAAAUUGCAAAUUUUGAGAAACAUCUUUUUGUUCUAGGAUUGCAAAGAAAAUUGAUAUACAGGUAUGAUAUGCUAUUCGAAUUUGAUUCCAGGUGUCAAAUUUGCUGUAAAAAUUAAAUUUAUAUUAAACAAUCACAAAUUUUGUGAAACGUCUUUUUGUGCUGGAAUUUCAAUGAAAAUUUAUCAAUUGGCAUAUCCAUUGGCCACCAUUUUCUAGAUGAAUGUCAAAAUACAUACUAAACAGUUACAAAUUAAUAGUGCUCGGAUUUAAGAGAAAAUUUACAUUUACGUAGAACAUAACCUGAAUUGUUUUCUGGUUUUGGGGUUUUCGAAAAGAUCAAUAUAAACUUUAAAAAAAUGUUCAAUGCAUUAAUCCUAUAUACUUAAUUGUAACAUACUAAUAUAUUGGUCAUGUGUUGUUAUCUCUAGUCAAUCCCCGUUCUUGUACAUAGUCUUUCAAAUUAAGCACGCGUUGAUGACUGGUGAUUUAAACCCUCACAUCUAGUUUAAUUCAUAUGAAUAUAUAUUUUUAACAUCAUAAAUAAACCAUUUAAAUCCUUGUUAAGAAAUUAACUGUAAAAAAUUUUAAGGAAAAAAAUUAAUAAAUCAAUAAGUAGACUUGAUAUAGAUUUUUAAGAGAGAUGAUAACAAGAAUUUUUAUUUUUUUUUGCUCUUAGAAAUGUGGUAUGUAAAAUUGCCCAUGCUUAGACUUUAAACUUAAGUCCAUUUUUGCUAUAAAAGAAAUCAUUAAGCUUAUAAAUUGUUGUUAUUGAUGAACCUCAAAAUAAAUGAUUACUAGUAUUAAAAUGUAGCAUGAGGAUGUAAUCAUGCAGUUUAUUUGUUUUUUAAAUAAUCUUACAGUUGCUGUUAUGAUUGAAUGUCUUCCGUUUUUAAACUUUAUUAUACUUGUUCUCAUAUUUAGGAGUAUGUCAGGUCUUGCGAUAUUACAGUAGGUAAAGUGUCUGGCUUGGAUCGUGUUUAUUAAAGUAAUUUGAUCGGGAUUUUCGAGUGAAUAUGAUAAAAAUUGUAAACAAUCAGACUUCUUUUCUGGUAAGACGUGAAAUAGUUGCUUAAACUUACUUUACAAGAUCAUACAAUGUUAGUUGUUAGUAUUUGUGAUAAAAAGAUAUUAUCAACCCUACUUAUUUUGUGUUAUAAAAGUUUGAUAUAGCUUUACAAUGCUUUUAUUCCAAAAUAUAGAAUAAAGCUACUUAUAUACACAUACCAAUGCAAAUGUCAAAGGAAAUGCAUAUGUGGAAUCUAUAUAUCCGUAGAUAUACAGAUAUUUUAUAAAAAUUCUUGUUAAUGCAUUGUGAAGGACAUGUUUAAAAUAAAUUCAUUUUCAUA